GGACCUACCAAUAAAAGCAUUCGUUCAUUUAAUUGUUUAUUAGAAACAUGGAAACAAAAAAUUAUUUCAGUUAAAUGUUGUCAUAUGUAAUUUAAGUGACAGUCCAAAGUUUAUCAAAACAAAUCCAGCAAAAUCUUCAAAAAAUGUCGACGGUAACAACAAAAAUUCUGAAAAUCUUGAAACCGGGAACAUUGCAACAGACAAUGUUCCAACGCUUCAACAGUGUCCAAGCAUCGAAACUUAUUUACACCGAAUACGGAGACCCGAUAAAAGUUAUCCAAAAGGAGCCGGAAACAAUUCCAGAUCCGAAGGAUGAUGAAGUCCUCAUUAAAAUGCUAGCAGCCCCCGUUAAUCCGGCCGAUAUCAAUACGAUUCAAGGUAAAUAUCCUUCAAAACCGCAACUUCCAGCGGUUCCGGGCAAUGAAGGAGUUGCCAAAGUCAUAUGCACUGGACCAGGAGUAUCGGAUUUGUCCGAGGGUGAUCACGUCGUGCCACUCGUUAACAACCUGGGAACGUGGAGGACACAUGCCGUUUUAAAAAAGGAACACUUGCUGAAGGUACCAAAGAAACUGGGACUGAUUGAAGCAGCCACUUUGACCGUAAAUCCAUGUACUGCAUUUAGAAUGCUCAGGGACUUCACAUGUCUAAAACCGGGCGACACGGUUAUACAAAACGGAGCGAAUUCCGCUUGUGGACAAAAUGUUAUACAAAUAUGUAGGUCAUGGGGCAUUAGAACUGUGAAUGUUGUCCGAGAUAGGCCAGAUCUGGUUGAGCUGAAGAGAUUUUUGACCAAAUUGGGUGCCACAGAAGUGUUGACAGAGGAUGAGUUAAGAAAAACGGAUAUUUUCAAAUCAGGAAAAUUGGCAAAGCCUAAACUAGCAUUGAACUGUGUAGGUGGUCAGAAUGCUUUGGAAUGUAUGAGGCACUUGCAGAAUGGUGCUCCCAUGGUCACAUAUGGAGGAAUGUCGCGCGAACCUGUAACAGUUCCUACUUCUGCUCUCAUUUUUAAGGACAUUCAAGUCAGAGGUUUCUGGAUGACUCGGUGGUCAAAGGAGAAUGCUAGUAGUGUUGAUAGACUAGAAAUGUUUGAGGAGUUGAUCUCUUUAAUGACCAACAAUGAAUUGCAAGGACCUGCUUAUAAAAUGGUUAAUUUUGAGAAUUACAGGGAAGCUCUGAUGAACACAAUGACCAUUAAAGGCAUGAUUGGCAAAAAGUUUAUAUUGGAUUUUGAAAACUGUUAGUUUUUUAUGUUGUAAUUAAAUUGAAUUAAAAGUUUUAUUUUGA
This is a messenger RNA of Aethina tumida (small hive beetle), 1284 nucleotides long. RefSeq names its product enoyl-[acyl-carrier-protein] reductase, mitochondrial. Gene Ontology annotation, cellular component: mitochondrion. The coding region runs from base 144 to 1241 and encodes 365 amino acids. Lineage: Eukaryota; Metazoa; Arthropoda; Insecta; Coleoptera; Nitidulidae. The transcript is spliced from 2 exons. Gene Ontology annotation, molecular function: trans-2-enoyl-CoA reductase (NADPH) activity. The record is from RefSeq and is a predicted model, not a curated record. Gene Ontology annotation, biological process: fatty acid metabolic process.